Molecule: messenger RNA, 2553 nt
Organism: Chelmon rostratus (copperband butterflyfish)
Lineage: Eukaryota; Metazoa; Chordata; Actinopteri; Chaetodontiformes; Chaetodontidae
Product: protein mono-ADP-ribosyltransferase PARP11-like
Exons: 8
Coding region: 291-1274 (327 amino acids)
Molecular function (GO): NAD+ poly-ADP-ribosyltransferase activity
Source: RefSeq, a predicted model, not a curated record
AGAAAAUGUUAUGUAGCGUUAGUCAUCCCUUCUCACUCCGAGUGUGUGGUCUUUGUGGUGAUUUAUUCAUAAUGCAUGAAGGAUUUAUAUCCCGAUAAGGACAGGGACCCAGUUAGAGGCAGCCUGAAAACUGGUAAGACACCCGGAGAGUUGAGAAGAGUCGGGUGCGGCAGCCGCUAAUGAUAGCUAGCUUGAUAUGGCAAUUUCCUGUAGUCAUUUAAAUAUGUUUACAGGAUGAAAUACCCUCAGGACCAUUGCUUAAAAACGUAUCCUCGACGUUAGAUUUAGCAAUGUUAGCCAUCAGAUCGUCAGAGGAGGAGUCCGCUGAGAUUGAGGAGAUGGACACCUCAGAGCCCAACUGGUGCUGGUUCUACCUGGCUGAGUGUGGGGUGUGGCAUAUGUUUGAGAUUGAUCCCAGUGCGGCGUGCUCUGUGACGAGCGCUCAGAUUGAGCAGUGCUACAACAGAAACCAACGAGGUGUCAUGGAAUUCUACACAGCCAAGUACACCUACAGACUGGACUUCUCAGUUAUGCGGCAGAUAAAUGUAACAACAGGAAAGCAGCGGCCAAUCAAACGCUCCCUCCACUCUGCGACUGGCUUCAGGUUUAUUUGUGAUAAUCUGGCCUUGCCUGUUCCUUGUCACUGGGAGAGAAUCAAUACAGAUGAGCCCUAUCAGCUCAUCCAGCUCGGACGAGACACCUACGAGUUUAAAGAAGUGGCCAGACUGUAUGAAAGGACGAUGGAUCAUCCAGUCAAAUCCAUCCAGAGGAUUCAGAACCUGGACUUGUGGGAAUUCUUCUGCAGGAAGAAAACACAGUUGCGAAAAGUCAAGCGCACUUUGGAUAUUGAGGAGCGAAUGUUGUUUCACGGCACAGGACACAGCAACAUACAAGCUAUAUGUACGUUUAACUUUGACUGGCGGCUGACAGGAAGCCAUGGCGAUGUCUAUGGCAAAGGGAGCUACUUUGCACGGGAUGCCAAAUACUCAAGUAAAUUCUGCCACACCACAGGGAAGCACAACACCACCCUGCAGAGACAUGGACUCGCCCCGCCAAUAUUUGCCAGUGAGCCGCCCUACAAGACCAUGUUCCUGGCCAGAGUGCUUGUUGGAGAAUACACGGUCGGUCAUCCCAUGUACUGCAGGCCACCCUCCAAGGAUGCCAGCUUCACCAACUUUUACGACAGCUGCGUGGACGAUAUGGCCAACCCAAAGAUUUAUGUCAUUUUCGACAGCAAUCAGAUUUACCCAGAGUAUCUGAUUGAGUUCUACUGAAGCCUGAAACGAGAAGAUGUGUACGUCUUUCUUUUCAUAGAGGCUGGAUCUCAAACAUGGAAAUAUCUUGGAUACAGAAUCAGAUGACAGGACGGAAGGGAAAAAGCUGAAGGGAUAUUUGCUUUUCCUUUCUGACAGAUCCAGUCCCUAACUGGAGCAUGAGUCAUCUAAAGUGCCUUUGGGGAAAAUCAAGACAAUAAAGGCUUUGUGUAUAGUUUGUAUACUGUACAGUGUAUUCAAAGACGGGCCCUUAUGGUUGGAAUGUUUCUGUGAUCUAAGAAGAGUGAAACACUGACUAAAGAUCGGCUCUCGUGGCAGAGUCUGUGCUUGCUUGUUCAAUAUCUGUGCACAGUUGUUUAAAACAAGAGCGACACUCGCAGCCUGUAGGUUAUAGGUGAUGUCCUGCCAUCGGCCACAGCCCUUCCUCCACAUCCACAGUGCCACGCAUGAGCUUAUUUACAAGUCAUGUCGACAUAAUUCCAAAUGACAAAACCAAAAACAUGUUCCUGCUCUCUCAUUUAGCGCCAUGAUGCGUCACUUAGUGACAUUGACAUCUGUGUGUACCUAGUACGAUGUAUUAUGUAGCCAUGGAUUUUUUUUUGUUUUUGUUUAAAAAAAAAAAAACGCUUCUACCUCUACAUGUUUUUUAACCAUGCAUCAGUGCACUUUUCCCCCCUUUCCAUGAAAGGUUUUGUAAUUGUGUCACAAUGACAUAAAGUCGUGAUGUCGUGUUCACUUGUGGUCCUUGAGCGAUAUGUCUCCGUGUAUCUUUUCCUACCAUCGUCUUCAAUCUUGAAAAAGACUUGACAGCGACCGAGGUUGAAUUUUGUGGUUCAACCCAAACUGGAAUAAGAUCAGUUUCAGCAUUGCGUUUGACUCCACCACCUGCUAACAUCUUUCUUUAAAGGAACAAGCAGGUUAUCUUUGCACCUGGUGUAAAUUUAUCAAAAAAGAAAAAGAAUGUAGCCAGCACAUGUAUAGUACUGUAAUGAAACUUAACCACACAAUGUAAUAUUGCUUUGCUGUGUGCGUUUGUUGAAUUCAUUUUAUGAUUGUGUGUUUUUAAGCAAAGAGAAUAACAAAAGCGUAGAGGGUUCUAAGUUUGCCACAAGGUGGCGCAACAGUACAAGAAUAGAUCUGCAGCAGCUCUUGCGUUUCCUCAUAGUAAAUGCAGACAAGUGAAGAAACAACCCAGUGUCUUAAGUCUUAACAAUACAACUGUGUGUAAGUGUAGGGGUGUAUGAAGCUAUAUGUGUGUAAUUUGCACGUCACAACUAAU